AUGACGAUCUCGUUCGAUCCGAGCCCGGCUUCGACAGCGGCGCCGUGGAUCUCUCUACCCUGUUCAAGCGCCGCCAGCUGCGAGCAUGCCGGCAGCACGCUGGCGAAGGUGACGGCGUCGGGCCUCACCUCCAGAGACCUCAUCGCGCGGAAAACCUCCACAGCCUUGAAGAACUCCCCCGCCAUGGCGUGCCCCGAGAUCACCACAUUCCACAGCACCGUCUUCUUCUUCUUCUCCACUCGGGAGACGCCCCCGAACACCCGCUGUGCGCAUCCCACGCGGCCGCAUCUGAAGUAGAGGUCGAUGAGGGAGCUCUGGACGAAGACGUCUGCUUCCACCUCCCGCCUCACUAGGUACCCGUGGAGGAACCUCCCCCGCCGCAGGUCGGAGGACCGAGAGCACACCGUGAGGAGGGUGCUCAGGGUGGUCUCCGUGGGCCUCACUCUCUCCCUCUCCAUCCUCUCCAACAGCGCCACGGGUGUCUCGCUGUCCCCGCCAGCGGCGGCGGCGUAUGCGCCGAUCAUGGAGUUCCAGGCGACCACGCCCUUCGCGGGGAUCCGCUCGAAGACAUCUCUGGCGCUCUCCAGGCGCCCGCACUUGCCGUACAUGUCAACGAGGGCGGUGCCGACGAAGUCGUCCACCGGGACCCCGCGCCUCGUCAGGUCCUCGUGUAUCUGCCUCCCCGUCUCCGGUGCCGGCAGCCGCGCGCAGGCCGAGAGGGCGGUCGUGA
Spirodela intermedia is the source of this 730-nucleotide messenger RNA. Lineage: Eukaryota; Viridiplantae; Streptophyta; Magnoliopsida; Alismatales; Araceae. The record is from the annotation of a GenBank genome assembly.